Messenger RNA from Tyto alba (common barn owl), 3967 nucleotides. Its product is annotated as ankyrin repeat domain-containing protein 40-like. The record is from RefSeq and is a predicted model, not a curated record. Lineage: Eukaryota; Metazoa; Chordata; Aves; Strigiformes; Tytonidae. Bases 365 to 1384 code for a protein of 339 amino acids. The transcript is spliced from 5 exons. Gene Ontology annotation, molecular function: protein binding.
AUGCCUCAGUUUUGGAGUUUUCACCCUGCCUGGGUCCCCGCGCCUCCCCAGCCCUGAGGGCUCCGGGCUGGUUUGCCCUCGGGCAGGACAGCGGCCGCCGCACCCCGCCCCGGCCCCGGGCACAAGAUGGCGGCGGCCGUGAGGGCGACGGCCGGCGCGAAGGGCCGGGGCGGCGGGCGGCGGGGCGGAGAGGGCCCGGCGGCGCGGCGCUGAGGGGGUCGCCCGGCCCGCCGUUCCCCUGCCGCCUUCUGACGGGCUCCGGCGGCCCCGCCGCGGCGGGGUGGGGCUGCAGCGGCGGCCGCAGCCGGGCCGAGCAGCGGGGAGGUGAGGGGACACGACACCCUGCCUGCCCCCGGUACCGGCGAUGAGCGGCGCCGAGGAGGCGCGGGAGCUGGAGGAGCGGCUGCGGGAGGCGGCGGCGCUGGGGGACGUGGAGGAGGUGCGGCGGCUGCUGGGCGCGGGGGCGGACAUCAACUCCCGCAACGAGAUCAACGGCUGGACGUGUCUGCACUGGGCCUGUAAGCGGAACCAUGCCCCGGUGGUGUCCUGCCUGCUGGAUGCUGGGGCAGAUAAGCAGAUCCUCACGGCUAAAGGAGAGCUGGCUGCACAGUUAACUUCAAAACCAGAGAUCCGGAGGAUUUUGGGAGAGGAAGAAACUGAGUGUCAAGCAGUGAAGGAUUUAAACUUGCCAAUUGUUGCAAACCACUCGGCCGACCCACCGCUCCCUUACGUUUACACUGAAGAAACCAUUCCGGACAGCUUGGCAGAAUCCCGGAACGCGAGUGCUUCCACCUCUCCCGCUCCCCGGUGUGAAACUAGCCCCUGCUCGCCCGCAGCUCCGGUGGGGAGCACGUGCGCGCCGGCAUCGUGCCCCAGCGACGAGGACUUGGCCGCCGCGGCUCGGCCGUGUGCGCCGCCCCGCUGGGCUGGCCGGCCGCCCUCGCCUGGCCGCACGGCGCUGGUCUCGCCCGGCGCGGCCCGGCAGCACGACAGGGCACCCGCUGGUCCCGCCCCGGCCUUUCAGCCCUUGUUCUUUACCGGCACUUUCCCGUAUAACGUGCGAGAACUUGUGCUUAAAGUGAGAGUCCAGAACCUCAGAGACAAUGACUUCAUUGAAAUUGAACUGGACAGACGGGAACUGACCUAUCAGGAUCUGCUCCGAGUGAGUUGCUGUGAACUGGGUGUUAAUCCUGAACAAGUAGAGAAGAUCAGAAAAUUACCUAAUACGCUAGUAAGAAAGGACAAGGACGUUGCCAGACUUCAGGACUUCCAAGAGUUGGAGUUAGUUCUUGUGAAAAGUGACAACUCUCCCUUCAGAAAUGCUGCAUCAGCUUUGACCGAGAGACCGUGCUACAACAGCAGAGCAUCGAAGCUGACUUACUGACUCGUCUAGAUGUAUCUGGAGUGUGAAAAGCUGGUAAUCAUAUGCUGCUGCCUUUUGAAGGCAGUGAAUUAAGCAUGUGUAAAACCUUAAGUUAUUGUUAGGGUUACUAUUUUAACUAAUAGUUUAUCUUUUAUAUUUAAUAUCCCCUUUGCUUUUAUUUUUUUACUUGAUACUGUAUUCAGAUAAGGGAUACCUCAUUUGUCUACUAAAAUCACAUGCUUCCAAUGUAUUUCAGUGAAGUUUAUUGGUAUUUGGCAACAGAGGGCAGGAAAGACUUAAUUACUGAUAUGAAAUGUAUGUUGAGUACUCCCACUCUUUGACCAAAUAAGACUCACGGAGAAGAGAUUCAGGAAAUGGUGUGUGCGUCUGUGUGUAUAUAUAUAUAUGUAUUUUUUUUAAACUUCCUGAUUAAGUUAAACGUCAGAGCGUAUUUGGCAUAUAAUGAGCAGUUGCUCUCUAAAAAUGUAAAACUUGCAAGCCCCUUCACAAAGACUUGCCAAGAUGUGUUGUCUUGCCUGCUACGGAUAGAAAUAUUUAAUGCUCUGAAGUGACAGGAGAAAAAUUUUCACUUGGCUGAAAAAUAAGUAGUGUCCCCACUGAAACGUUUCUUUCCCAUCUGAGAAUACUGUAACUUAAGUGAUGGCAACCCUCCACAUCCAUAAAAAAAUACAAAAGCCUCUCUUAAUUAAGGAGCAUUUAAGUCACAAAGCAAGUUAAAAGUGCCCUUUCAAAUGAAAGCCCUUAUGUUUCAGGAACUAGGCAGGGGAUCACAAAUCUGCGUCCAUAGCUUUAUUUAUUUUCCCACCGCUGUGAGGAGACUCUGCAUUAUCCCCACCAAAAUUCAGUACUGUUAAGUCAGCUGCGUUCCUUGUGGCCCACCCUCGCUGACCAGUUACAAGGCGCGUGGUUGGUUUCUGCUGUGAGAGGAGCAGGAGAAGCACAACAGUAUACGCUUGAGGUAUCACAACUGUAAGGAGCAGUCGCUCUUGAUUAGCCAUACUAAACUAGAAACAUACACCACUAGCAAAUAACUAACCUGUAACUUUACAUGUUGCACAGUCUACUGGCACCUUUACGUACUGUCCAGAGUUUUAGCCAGAAUACUGAAAGGGCUGAAGGCCUCCAGGUGCUUUCAACUGAACUUUGUGGGGGGAGAAAACCCCCAAGACUCUGGUUAAGCUACAGACUGCUUAACUUGCAUUUCAGCAAGUCAAUAAUAAAAACAUCCACCUGUGGUUUUAUGAAUGGCAAAAGUAAUCAUUAAAACACACCCUGAAGUCACUCCCUUCCCCUGCAAACGAAGUAUUUAAGUCGAAGCAUUGCUGGAGGCUUUUCCUGUUAACGUGGCGGUCUAAGUUACACCUUAGGAGGCUUUUUGUCUUUCGUACCAAAAACUAGGAUAAUGACCUUUGCACCAAAAACCUUAAUUGGGAACUAGGGGGUGUGAAGGAGUUGUUUUUUCUGAACAUGAGCUGCUUUUUUCUUCCCCCAAUAGUACUGAUUUUCCUCCCAUCUCUGCUUUAUUAAGCUGCACUAGAGCAGAGUUUAGGCACAGCUGAUGCAGUGUUUGUUGUUGAUCUGGAUUGUAAUGUUGACAUUCAGGCCAUAAAUAGUACAAUCAACAUGUUUUGGUAGGAGCAGCACAGCUGCCACCCUCUCUCAGCUUCCUGCAGCACAGCUGCUUUAUCCUCAAAGUGGCUCCCCCAAGCGAGGUUAGUAAAUGCAUGCACAGCCGAAUACAGAAACCCCUUCUGCCAGCACAAGAGAUGCUGGACUCCAGGUUCAGGAUUUCACCAACUUACUUAGGCUUAAAAUUCUUGCAUAGUGCAUUCAGAAUAAUUAUAAUCUUUUCCCACUUGCUCUUUUCACUUAAACUCUGCUGACUUGCUGUUCUCAGUCCUGGCCCUUCUCUAUCCAGGAGCUGGCCUACCCUAAAGCCCAAUUCAACUCCUGGUAAGCUCAAGACUGACACAGUAUGAAGUAGUUCCUUAACUCUGGCUCCCACCUCGUUUUUCUUGUAGGACAGGAAAGGGUUUUAUUUUAACAAUUGUAUAUUUAUCUUUUCAGCACAGCUUGGAGGCUAGUUCAGAUUAUGUGCAAUAACUGUUUGAAAAACAGGAGUAGUUAAAUGGUUCAAAAUUAAGAGUAAUUUCUUUUCAGUUUCUUUGUAAAUCCAGUGUAAAGACUGCCUCCACUAAUUACUGAACAUUCAGCUAUAGGAGCAGCUGGUUUAAAAAAAACCAAACAUCUUUAUUUGCCCUAGUUUUCACCAAGAAUAACUGUUAAUGUGACAAGACUAAAACUUUAAUCAUGAUCUGACUGUAAUAAUAACAGUAAGUCUAUGCAUUCAGAGAAAUAUUUUUGUAUGUUUUAUGCAGUUUGAUAAAUUCUAAGGCACACUAGUUAUGUUAACUGUUUUUUGCUGGGUUUUUCCUUUGAACAAUAAACUGUUGGUAUGACAACUGAAACUAAGUUUACAAUACUUACUGUUCUUCCAAGGACAACUUUUGUUUGCACUACGGACUUGUACUGAACUGACAUUGCUACUCUUCACUUAUAUUAAAGUAUCAGUUGUUUCAAGUA